GAACCUUCUCUAUAUUAUACGUUCUCUGAACCUUCUCUAUAAUAUACGUUAUCUGCCAGAAGUUGCUUUGGUUUACAGAGUUUCUUUAAAACGGUAAAAAAAAAAAAAAAAAAUUAUAAUGGAGAAAAAAAUAACUUCAUUAAAGUGAUUAGAGUGAUAGUUUGCGUUAGAUAUUUUAAAUAAAGUUCGGAAUUUAAUAUAUUUAUAAUUGUGAGACUUGAUCAAUUAAAAUGAGCGAAUCUGAUUCCGAUGUAGUUUGAUCAUAGCUGGUAAAAAUUUCUUCUUACGGUCUUCAAUAUGUCAUGGCAUUUUGUUGAUAAGCCAAAACCUGGUACUGAAACCGCUUUGGAAGCCUGUGAUUAUUUUGUGGAUGAAGUCAUUGAAUUUUCACAUUCCUUAGAUGCACGAGAGCAAGUUCGAAUGAUAAAGCAUCGCGAAUUACGUAAUGCGGUGAUAAAUGGCGAUGAACGUACUGUUUGUGUUCUUUUGGAAGCGUUAGGUUCUGAAAGAGAAGUUGUUACGAAUAUGGCGCCGGCUGGAGCAAACACGUUGCUUUAUCUUGCUUCACAAGCUGGAUAUGAGGGUAUCACUAAUCGUCUUUUAGAUGCUGGAGCUGACGGUCGCUCACAUGCUGUUACCAAAUACUCGCCACUUUAUGUUGCUGUACAUCAUGGAUAUUAUAAUAUUGCAAAAUUAAUGUUGGAACGAUUCCCGGAAUUGAUAAAGCAACCUACAGUGGAGCGUUGGCUGCCAAUACAUGCCGCCUGCAUUAACGGCCAUAUUCCUUUACUUGAGUUGCUAAUCGGAUUUAAAUAUCCACAAAAUUUGUACAGUACUUAUCGCGAUGUAGAAGGCCAAUGGGAGUGGCGUUUACCUUUUGAUCCUAAUGCCCAAGAUGUAACUGGCCAGACAAGCCUUUAUAUUGCCAGCAUACUAGGCAACAAGUCAUUGGUAAAUUUGUUACUUAAAUGGCGAGUGAAAUGUCAGAAAACAGUUGCAAUUGAAGUUGAUGGAAACGGAAAAGAUGCAACACGAAAUUCUAGUAGCAGUAGUACUCCUAUUACGCCUACUCGCAAGCGGAUUUCAUUUGGUAUCCAAGCAAUUAUGUUAAAGUUAAAUAUUACUGGAGAGGAUGAUAAUCGAGUUGAUGAGGAGAAGGAAUCUGAAAUAUGUCCAAUUAAUUUAAAUUUACUUUGCGGAGCAGCACGUGAAACCGCACUUUUAGCAGCAGUGCGGGGUGGUUUUAUUGAUGUUGCCAAACUGUUACUGGAACAUGGGGCCAAUCCCAAUAUUAUAGCUAAACCAGUUGAGGAUCAAAAUGACCCAAAGUGCAUUGAGGAAAUAUAUGGGCUGAGUAAUAUUCCAAUUACAGAGGCGUGCAAACAGCAUUCUCUCCCGAUGCUUGAAUUGCUCUUAAAAUAUGGAGCUCGCGAUGCAAAUGGCACGGCGCUAAGUGUGGCUAUCUCAUCGGAGGAUGAAGUAAUAUUGAAUAGUUUGCUUGCCCAACGUGUACAUCCUGAUUCAGAUUAUAAAAUUCACAAAAAGGGGCUCCCUGAACCUAUUGAUGUGAAUGCUUUUCUGCCUUCAGCGGCAAACAUCUCCUACAGCGCAAUGUUUCCUAAUGUUCCAACAAUUAUAGAUUGGCACAAUAAUACAAAUGUUCAUUUGUCAUUUGUGCGUAUUAAUUGGCUGGUUAAUGGCGUUCUAAAAUUGAAUCCCAAGCUUCAAGGACAUCCAAUGGUAAAUGAAAUUACAUUGACUGCCAUAACGCGCAUAGACUUUUCUCAUAACAGUCUGUCCAAUAUUCCCAUGGAAAUUUUUAAAUUAGUUAGCUUGAAAUAUUUAAAUAUUGCUCAGAAUAAAAUUUCCAGUUUACCUUCGACUGAGCAAUCACUUAAUACCGCUAAAUAUUCCUACAAUUGUCCUGUACUUGAGGAGCUCUUCAUGCAAGAUAAUCGAUUAGUAACAAUACCUACCGAAAUAUUCCACUUGCCAUCACUUACGAUUUUAGAUAUUUCAAAUAACAAGCUACAAGAAAUGCCAUUUGAUAUGUGGAAAGCGCCAAAGUUGCGAGAAUUGAAUAUAGCUUUUAAUUUGCUCAGGGAUUUGCCUGUGCCUCCAAUGCAGCAGGCUCUAAAAUCUCAUCUCAGCUUAGAAAAGUUGCAAACAGAUUCAUUUCUUAGUGCUGAUCCUACAAAUGCUUAUAAUUCUAAUAAACAACGACAACUAGAUUUUCAUCAACUUAUACAUCGUAACAUUUGGGCUAAUUCGUUAGAAAUAACUGAUAAUGAAAUGAAGUGGAAUAAAUCCAAGCAGGAGGAGGGAUUUUCAAAGUUAAAUAGCUUAAAUAUAGCUAACAAUCUUUUUACCAGCAUACCAGUAGCACUACCCUGUUUGGCGGCCAAUUUAACUCGACUUAAUAUGUCAUAUAACAGCUUGAGAUCAAUGGGUCAUGUUACAAGCUAUCCAUCAACUCUUAAACAAUUGGAUUUAAGUCAUAAUGAAAUUUCUUGUUGGCCAAGUUUACCACGAAUCACCAAUGAUUCCGAUCCGCAUUUGUUAUGUUAUAGUUUUAUAGAUCAACCUAUUACGGGAUCCGCUGAUGAUUCGAAUGCAUAUGUUAAACCAGUACUUAGUGGUAAAACUACCACGUUUCGUAGUACAGUACUUAAAAGUGUUUGUCAACAUCGCCGCCAUUUAAAACUUGAGUCUUUGCGCACCUUAAUAUUAGCUGAUAACCUUCUGACACGUAUACAGCUAUCUACUGAUGAUGUCACUACUCUUUUCAAUGAAUCUGAUGAUGCAGAUUGGAGUGUUGUGGGUGUAAACAAAUCCAAAUUGAUUUUUCCAAAUUUAUCUAUGCUGGAUAUAAGCAAUAAUUGCCUCAAGGAAAUUCCUACUUCACUGCACGAGUUAAAUAGUCUGAGUGUUUUGAACAUAAGUGGCAAUGUGAAUAUUACCGAUCUUCCACCGCAUCUCGGCCUUCUUUCGCGUUUGUGGAAUUUAAACACACGUGGUUGUUUGCUUCAAGAACCUCUAAAAUCUAUGAUUGAAAGUAAAAAGUAUAAAACAAUGGAUAUUAUUGGUUAUUUAAAGUCAAUUUAUGAAAAUUCGGUUAUUUACGCUCGUAUGAAGCUAAUGGUAGUAGGUGUACAAGGUAUUGGAAAGACAACACUAUUAGAUCUCCUAAGACAGGGUGGUGGAUCACAGAAAACACGUGCUUCAGAAAAUCAUUGGACUAAACGUAUGGGUCAUAAGCGUAAUACGUCCAAAUUAAAUAAUAAGGGCAAUAUUUCGACGGUUGGCGUUGAUAUUGGGACUUGGGUAUGUGAAAAGCGCAAGAAAGCACCAGGUUCACAUGGACCAGUAAUAUUUCGAACGUGGGAUUUCGGUGGACAAAAAGAGUAUUAUGCAACACAUCAGUAUUUUUUAUCGAAACGCAGUUUGUAUUUAGUACUUUGGAAGAUAACUGAUGGACACAAAGGACUUUCGGAAAUUCUUCAAUGGUUAGGAAACAUACAGGCUCGCGCACCAAAUUCAGCCGUAAUUAUUGUAGGUACACAUUUCGACGCCGUCGGUGAAACUUUUUCAGCACAACAAGCAGAGGAAUUACAGCAAAUUAUACGUGAAAAAUUUAUUGCUAUACCAGAUGCAGAAAAAAUCGGACUGCCUCGUGUAAUUGACUCAAUAGAAAUUAGCUGCCGAACAAUGCAUAACGUACGUCUAUUGGCGAAUAUCAUUUACGAUACCGCCUUUAUGCUGCGUUCACCUGGGUCUAAAGAGGCGCUAUUGUUGCAAAAGGUACCUGCCACUUACAUUGCUCUGGAAGACAUAGUAAAUGUUAUUGCUGGUAAUUUACGCUCAGCUGGCGUUGAUCCUGUGCUUGAUGCUGAAGAAUAUCGUAAACUUGUCACGGAAGAAAUGCGCUUACAUAAUUAUAAAAGCUUCCGUGAUUCGGCCGAACUUAAUCAAGCAACAAUGUUUUUGCAUGAUAAUGGAGUGAUUUUACAUUAUGAUGAUGCAACACUACGUGAUUACUACUUCCUCGAUCCACAAUGGUUAUGUGAUAUGCUAGCCCAUGUGGUGACAGUACGAGAAAUUAAUCCGUUUGCUCGGACCGGCAUUAUGAAUAUGGACGAUUUGGGAUUGCUGUUCCGUAGCGAUAAAAUCCAGAGUAAGGAAAACCGAAGUUAUAUCGUAAGUCUGUUGAAUAAAUUUGAAGUUGCCUUAACCUGGGAUUCACGCACAUUGUUGAUACCAUCACUGUUACCUCAUCAUGAAGAAUGUACAGCUAAUGAGGGUACCACCGUUAAAGUUUUCCAACGAUCGCGUACUCGGAACUUGAAUAAAGGAUGUUCAAAUAAAAUAAAUGCGAAUAGUCUAACAUUCAAGUUACAUUCAUCGAAUAAUCUCUUUGGUUGCGAUGUGGGACUACGACGUAUUCUUUUAAUGACAUAUUUUCCUUCAGGAUUUUGGUCUCGCAUUCUAACCAGAUUGUUGGCCGACGAGCAAAUUAUGGAGGCUAUAAAAUCCAUGUAUUUACCUGAAAAUGACAAAAGCUUGGAAUUCAAUUUACGCACCUCAGUGGAGCUAGAUGCUAAAUGGACUUUAUGGCAAACAGGCGUUUCUUUGUACAUAGGAACAAUUCUCCUUUUUAAAAUAUGGGAAGUCCCAUUUACUGCCACUGCUACAACUCAUUUAUUUCGAAAUUCUACACAUCGUUUUAAACUGAAAUUAGAUGGUGUGUGGAGCGAUAUAAAUUUAUCGUCUUCAAGUAUAUUGGAGUUAUAUUUUCCACUAUUUAAUAUUGAUGUUUACAAGCAAACAUCAUCUGACGAUACAGUAUUAGUUACACAAAUUGAACCAAAUAUGUCAGUGGUUGCAAAAUUAUUGGCGCUUGUUGUAGAUCAUAUAGACUUAUUACUUGAAGAUUGGUAUCCAGCGCUGGGUACACGAUUUGUUCAUACAUCAGAAGGACGAUUUUUAAUUACUCGCCUCGCUUUAUGUCCAAAAUGCGUACAAAAACUAGUGAGUGACAACUGUAGACAAGCCAAUUAUGCUGUUGGGAGUGGUGGUGUUUCUGAAGAGAGUUAUAAUGCCAACAAAAAUAAGUUUUGUAAUCAACGUAUUCUGAAAUUGAAUGAAAGUUCUGAUGAAAGUAGAAUGAAUUUGUUCUCACCAUAUGUUAAUACUACGGAGCGGUGUGAACGAGCAUCAGAAGAUUCUCUUUACCAUUCGGAUGCCGACUCAGGCGUGGGACCUGAUUCUACAUGUUCCUCUCGGAAUACAUCUAUUGACGGGCAUCCUAUUUAUAAUCUGCAGGAAGAAAUAAGUGUGUGUUAUUGUUGGAUGGUAGAGGAAUGUAUUCUUUCUGUAUAUAAUGAGACAAAGAUCGUUUGCCCCGUUCACUUGGAUAUGCAAAUAAAUUGGUUGGCUCCCGAUGUAGUAUUUGCUGAUAUACCUGAACGUUACAGCAUAAAUUCGGAUGAUAUUAUUAAAGGUACUCUUCUAGGCCGCGGAGCAUUCGGUUUUGUAUUCAAAGCAACUUGCAAAUUAAAAUCUGCACGUAACUUUAAAGCUGUAGCUAUGAAAAUGUUGCAGCCGGUACCACCAGGACCCAGGGCCAAAGAGAGCGCUUUAAUGGCAUACAAAAUUGCUUUGGGAAAAUGGGAUCGUGAUCCCCUUCAACAUUCUUGCAAGGCUUACUGUACUGCACGACAAGAAUUAGCUGUACUUCUUACUUUAAAACAUCAAAAUAUUGUUCCCUUGGUGGGUAUUUGCAUAAGGCCUUUGGCUUUGGUGUUAGAGCUUGCCCCAAUGGGUGGUCUUGAUUUGAUUUUACGCCAGUACCGACGAAGAGGUGCACAUGUUGGACCGCACACGUUCCAGAUAUUGGUUUUGCAAGCUGCACGUGCCAUUGAAUACUUGCACAGACGACGCAUAAUUUAUCGAGAUUUAAAGUCAGAAAAUGUGCUUGUUUGGGAUUUUCCAGAUCCACAUAGUGAAGACACACCGCGGAAUACUGUUCAUAUAAAGAUUGCUGACUAUGGUAUAAGCCGUCAAACAGCUCCAAAUGGAUCGAAGGGUUUCGGUGGUACUGAGGGUUUUAUGGCACCUGAAAUUAUACGUUACAAUGGUGAAGAGGAGUAUACUGAAAAGGUCGACUGCUUUUCAUUUGGAAUGUUUAUUUACGAGAUUAUUAGCUUACGUCAACCUUUUGAAGGCUACGAGUCUAUAAAGGAAUGCAUACUGGAAGGUAGUCGUCCACCUCUUACUCAGCGAGAAACGCAAUUUCCCACGUAUUGUCUUGAUCUUAUGGUUCUCUGUUGGGAUGAAUUGCCAAAAAGACGUCCAUCAGCUAGUCAAAUUGUAUCAAUACUUAGUGCUCCUGAGUGUAUACACUUGUUGGAUACAAUAUCUCUACCUCACAACGAAAAGGUGGUUUGCGGUAUUUUUAAUGUUUUUGCAACAAAUGAGGAUGGAACAACAGGUUUUGAGAUUUGGCUUCCUUCCUACAAUUCACGCAUCGACAUUGUAGAUGUUUUGCCAUCUGGUAAUUUCUUACAGGGCAGUACUAUAUUUUGCGUGGAUCGUAUCCAAAUGGAUAAUUCCCCUCGUUCAGAUUUCAGCAAUAGCUCAAAAAGUAGUCGUUCACGUUCCAAUUCACGUCAGCAUAAAAUUAAUAUGAUUUGUUGUUGUAUUAUUGAAGAUUGUGUUUGGAUCGGUGAUACGAUAGGAAAUAUACAUUCCUACAGUAUCAAAAGCUAUGAGCACACUUUUACUUACAUGUUGGAUCCAGUUAUUAAGUCUCCAGUUAUAAGCCUAGUAUAUCUUCGUAACAUUGAACGUGUUGCUAUUGGUUUACACAAUGGUCGCGUUUUUUUAGUAGACUCUACGAAAAUACCAACAAAUUGUGCAUUUGCUGAAGGUACAUUCGUACUUACUGAAAUUUGUUCCGGUCUUAUAUUACAUAGUGCAUGUUCCGUGAUUAUUGAUAAUGAAUAUGAACUUUGGUGUGGUGAAAUAGCCGGUAAAAUUAAUGUAUUCCCGCUGAACAAGAGCGGAGUUUGUGGGCAUCAGUCAUUAUGCCAUAGUGAUGAACCUAAUAUUAUUGAAGAUGUAAAAGUCGCACGUAUGUUCGCAACAGAUGACUUUGUGUUUUCUUGUCUUUAUCCAGGUUUUAUUGUAUAUCAAUGGAAUGUAUAUAAUAAACGAAUCGAAAAUAAACUAGAUUGCUCUAAACUCUUGCCUUGCUCGGAAUCUUUGAAGAGCAUAGCUAUCGAUGAGCAUUUAAGUUUGGUUAAAUGUCAGAUAUCAGCAUUGGCUUCCCAUAGUAAUGAAUUGUAUAUCGGUACAACGUGGGGUUGUCUCAUAAUCACCGAAUUGAAUACGCUGAGGCCGAUUACCGUUUUUCGUCCAUAUGAAAACGAGAUAAAAAGUAUUAUUACUGUGCCUCAUCCAAAUUUCCCAUUAAUAGCAACUAUUGGUCGGCGCUAUCGUUCUUUGAUCGCACGAUUUAUGGAUAUAGACAACUCUCAGGAAGGAAUCAAGCCUACAAUUUAUGAACAAGGGAGUGAAGUACGUUCGUCAUUUCGGGAUAUUGAUAACCAUAUUCAUGUUAUGUUGUGGAGAACUAACAACUGGGCAUAGUUAAAAACUUAGUCAACAUACUUAUAUAAUUCCACAAAAACUCAAAUAUCUUUACUAUAUAUAUUUUAUUUAUACUCAUCCUGUAUACACAUUGUAAUACAAAGA
Messenger RNA from Bactrocera latifrons, 7755 nucleotides. It is a transcript of the gene Lrrk, whose product is annotated as leucine-rich repeat serine/threonine-protein kinase 1. Gene Ontology annotation, biological process: protein phosphorylation. The transcript has 26 exons. The record is from RefSeq and is a predicted model, not a curated record. Bases 298 to 7650 code for a protein of 2450 amino acids. Gene Ontology annotation, molecular function: ATP binding; protein kinase activity; protein binding. Lineage: Eukaryota; Metazoa; Arthropoda; Insecta; Diptera; Tephritidae.